AUGAAGUUCACUACCACCGCUUUCUCCGCCCUGCUGGCUGCCGAGGCCGUCUAUGCCGGCCCGGUGACGCUGGUGCCGCGUGCAUCGCGUUCGUCCAAGCGCAGCGGCGUUGCGCGGUCGUCGCGGCCCAACCAGGUCAUCAACGGCCCCGACGCGUCCAACGUGUCGAACGUGGCCUACUCGAGCAACUGGGCCGGCGCCGUCCUGGACGGAUCGGACUUCACCUCGGUGACGGGCACGUUUGUGGUGCCGACGCCGUCGGAGCCGUCGGGCGGCUCGUCCAGCAAGGAGUACUCGGCGGCCAUCUGGGUCGGCCUGGACGGCUCCUCGUGCGACACGACCAUCCUGCAGACCGGUAUCGACGUCAACAUCCAGGGCGGCGAGGUCAGCUUCGACGCCUGGUACGAGUGGUACCCCGACUACUCCUACAACUUUGACGGCUUCGGCAUCAGCGCUGGCGACUCUAUCAAGCUGACCGCCACCGCUUCGUCCACCACCGGUGGCAAGGUCAUCGUCGACAACCUGUCGACCGGCAAGAGCGUGACUCACUCGUUCAGCGGCGAGUCUGCCGCCCUCUGCGAGACCAACGCCGAGUGGAUCGUCGAGGACUUUGAGGAGGGCUCCAGCCUGGUGCCGUUUGCCGACUUCGGCAAGGUCACCUUCACCGACUGCAGCGUCACCUCCUCGGGCAAGUCCCUGGGCGUCACCGGCUCCACCGUCAACGACAUCAAGCAGAGCGGCAAGGUCCUGACCUCGUGCUCGUUCGGCGCCAGCACUGUCACGUGCUCGUACGUCUAA
This is a messenger RNA of Grosmannia clavigera kw1407, 798 nucleotides long. Its product is annotated as acid proteinase. Gene Ontology annotation, biological process: proteolysis. Gene Ontology annotation, molecular function: glutamic-type endopeptidase activity. The record is from RefSeq and is a predicted model, not a curated record. The coding region runs from base 1 to 798 and encodes 265 amino acids. Lineage: Eukaryota; Fungi; Ascomycota; Sordariomycetes; Ophiostomatales; Ophiostomataceae. The transcript has a single exon.